Ilex paraguariensis (yerba mate) is the source of this 363-nucleotide messenger RNA. NCBI's taxonomy places the organism in Eukaryota, Viridiplantae, Streptophyta, Magnoliopsida, Aquifoliales, Aquifoliaceae. The record is from the annotation of a GenBank genome assembly.
AUGUUGAUGGUUGAAAGUGGUGAGUUGUCAGUUUUGCGGUGUACAAGUUAUGCCUUAGAGGCAAUGGGUUCGAUUCUAGGUUUGGUAGUGAUGAUUUGUAGUAGUGGUGGUAUUGUUGGGGAUUGGGAUGGUAAAACUGGUGGUAAAGUAGCAGUGGUUGGUGGUUUUUGGUUGUGGGCGGCGCACAUUGAAAUGGCCUGUAAACCAUGUCUUGAAAAGGAUCGUGAAGCCAUAGAUCGCAACCUCAACCCAUAUUACGACACCGACGAUGACACCAUUUGUGCCCCUCUCAAUCCAAACCCACCUGCUUCUGUUUAUGAUAAUGACUCUGAUGCCACUUUUAGUGUAGUCAAAGCCGUCUGA